CUCCGAUCAAUAUCCCGGCUUUCCCAGGAGAGCAGAGCGCACGCGUGGCGGCCAUAUUUGCGAAACAUCGGGAUCUCUGUGGAUAGUCAAAACAAAGGAAAUAUUAUCCAAAAUGAGCCCAGAACGAGAAAGUCACGAUUCCGAGGAUGUUAUGGAAUCGAUCGAUGAGUUGAAAGAGCGGUUGUCUUCAAUGAAAAGGAUGAUGGAAGAGAGAAAGGCAGCUGGUUCGGGGACAAAAGACCUUUUCCAGGGCCAGGCGAGGAGUCUCCAAGGUACCACGAUGAUAGACGGGAACUUCCUCAGCUUCGUGUUCGGCGGCUCUCUGGCUAUUAUUUUAAGUGUUUCCGUGUAUGCCUUUUAUAAUCUUUACCACGCUGUUCUAAAGAAAUUUCCAUCAACACACACGGAAUUGUAAAAUGAUCAUUAUAAUUAUAGCGGUAAGGUUGAAAUGAGCUGUUUAGUUUAAUUUAACCAAUGUUUUUAACAUUACGAUAAAUGUUAAACCAAUUUUUAGAUUAAUACCUAUGAAAUGUGAUUUAUUCAUUUAUGUCCGUUGAGUUUAAAUUACUUAUCCUUUUUAUAUGGCUAGCGUAGUUAUUUUAAAUGGUGUUGUAUCAUA
This is a messenger RNA of Danaus plexippus (monarch butterfly), 619 nucleotides long. RefSeq lists its product as uncharacterized. The transcript has 2 exons. NCBI's taxonomy places the organism in Eukaryota, Metazoa, Arthropoda, Insecta, Lepidoptera, Nymphalidae. Bases 113 to 415 code for a protein of 100 amino acids. The record is from RefSeq and is a predicted model, not a curated record.